ACAAUAAAAAUUAGAAAAUCUACAGUCCACUUAUUAUACAUAAAAAUGGUCCAGUCGAUCCGGAUGGUAUAAAUCAGGAUUAAUUAGAAUUCGAUGGAUGAAGUGUAUUUUCAUCUUGGCCGACUACACUGCUAUCACCUGCUAUCACCUACAACGUGCAGUGCAGCACAUAUGCACAUCGAAAUAGAACUAAUCUAUAAUUUUACAAAAAAGUUACGUUAAUCAAUCGAUGCAAUGGCUGAGUUGAAGAGGUUCAAGGCGAAACGGGCUUACUGCAAGGCGAGUGUUACACGCAUUUCAAAUUUUCUUAAUCUGCACAAAGACGCUACUCUCACCGACACAUUAAUAAACGAGUUGGAGGUACGCAAGGGAAUGUUAUCGAACUGCUUUAAGGAGUAUAAUAAUUGCCAAGUCGAAAUUUCAUUUUUGGAGGAAGGGGAACCGGAGAUUGUUGACGACUUCGAAAAUAAGUACAUCAAAUUGAUGGCUGAAAUCGACACAAAAAUAAAGGCGUUCCAUUGUCGUCUAGCACCAAUUGACAGUUCGCACAGUGCUUCUCAACCAUUGGCAUCAAACCAUGUUACAGUACCGGACAUCCUAAAACCCAACACCAAACUUCCAUCAGUUCAAAUUCCGUGCUUUGAUGGAAAGGAACUAAGCAAGUAUAAACCCUUUAAUGAUUUGUUUGUGGCCGUGAUUGGUAAUAACAGUACCUUAACUGAUGUUGAAAAACUGUUUUAUUUACGUAGUUAUUUAAAAGGUGAAGCCUUGUCCUUAAUUGUUAAUUUACCUAUUGUUCAUGAAUCAUAUAAGGAAGCUAUAUCCAUUUUAGAUAGUAGAUACAAAAAUGAGUUUAUCAUUACCAGUUCUCACAUUUAUGCUAUGUUAGAUGUACCUGACAUAAUCAAAGGGACUGCGAGUAACAUUCGUGAAUUUGUUGCCAAGAUUAAGCAAGAAGUAAGCGCAUUAAAAAACUUAGGUCAACCAGUUCACGAGUGGAAUAUGUUAUUGCUUUGUUUAUUGUCCAGAAAACUCGAUACAUAUACUAAUAGAGCCUUUCAAUUUGACAGGAACAAUGCCAAUGCAUUGCCCACACUUGAGGAAUUACUGCAGUUCUUGGAGAGUAGAGCUACAGCUUUAGAAUCUGUUGGUUUUCCAGAAAAAAAAAUUGAGCAAAUCGCUGAUGUGCAAUCUUGCAGUAAAACCAAAGGCAAAAAAGGGGAAAGGAAUGGAAUGUAAUUAUUGCAUGGAAUUGGGACACAAGGUAUAUAGGUGCAACAAGUUUAAAGGAAUUUCUGUUAUAGAUCGUAUCAAUUUUAUUGAAACCAAGGGUUUUUGUAAACUCUGUCUGAAUGACCAUAUUGAUAAAUGUAAUCUUAAUUUAAAAUGUCAUGUAUGUAAAGAAGGUCAUAACUCUUUACUGCAUCAAAUAGAAGAGAGUAGUGUGGUUUCUGUUGGUCAGAAUCAUGUAGAAAAUGUUAUCCUACCUAUUAUUAAAGUCAAAAUUAAAUCAAGGAAUGGCCAGGAGACUGUUGUUAGGGCACUUGUCGAUACAGGAUCUCAAACUUCCUUCUGUACUACCAAUUUAAUUAAUAAAUUGAAAUUGAACACCUUUAAUAGUGGUAAAACUAUUCUCGGCAUUACCAAUACAAUGUCGAAGGUUUCUAAGGCUGUUCACUUAUUGAUUGAAUCAUGUACAACUAAUUACAAAUUAAGUAUCAAAUGCUCAGUGGUGGAGAGGAUCACAAAAAAUCUGCCACAAGUUCCUAUUGACAUAUCACAGCUUAUCAUGCCGAACAACAUAAUUCUGUCUGAUAAUGAGUUCAAUGUGCCAAAGCCUAUUGAUUUAUUGUUGAGUGCUGACAUCUUUUUCAAAAUUUUACGACAAGAUCGUCUCCAGAUUGGUAACUUGGUGUUGCAAGAUACAGUAUUUGGUUACAUGGUCAGUGGUACUGUGCAACAAAAUAUUUGUAAUUUAUCCUUAGAAUAUUGUCAUUUUAAUUUAGAAGAGUUGGUAUCCAAAUUUUGGGACACUGAAAAGGUCUCUGAAAUUUAUCCUGAAUUCACAACUGAACAAGAAGCAUGCGAAUCAUGCUUUCAAAAGUCUGUUGUGAGAGUGGGUAAUAGGUUUCAAGUGUCUUUACCAUUGAAACAAGAAUUAAAUCCCGAUACAUUGGGAAAUUCAUAUAAGAUUGCCUUGAAACGAUUUAUAAAUUUAGAAAAAAGGUUUUCCAUUAAUCCUACCUUAUUUGAAAGUUAUUCAAGGUUUAUCAAUGAAUAUAUUGAGCUUGGUCACGCAAAAAUGGUUGAACUUCAAAAUGAUGAAAAAAUUGCUCAUUUUCUAGCUCAUCACCCAGUUAUAAGGGAUGAUAAGAAAACUACCAAAUUAAGAGUAGUUUUUGAUGGAAGCAUGAAAACAAAUAAGCAGGUAUCAUUGAAUGAUUUUAUGUACAACGGAGCGGUAGUUCAAAAUGAGCUAUUUGAUAUUUUGUUAUUAUUUCGGACAUUCAAAUUUGUGAUUCUAAGUGACAUAAAGCAGAUGUACAGACAAAUAUUAAUUUCUCCCGAGCACAAACCUCUUCAAAAUAUUUUAUGGAGAAGCGAUCCUAAAUCAUCAAUUACAUGUCUACAGCUACAAACAGUUACAUACGGGCUAAAAAGUUCGCCCUUUCUUGCAACUCGUUGCCUAGUGGAGUUGUGUAACCUGGAGGGUAAAAAGUUCCCUUUGGCGGCCAGGGCAGUGUUACAUAACACGUAUGUAGAUGAUAUUUUAGCUGGUGGCGACACUGUUGAAGAAGUCAUACAAUUACGAGAUGAACUCAUACAAUUAUUAAGUAACGGAUCAUUUGAAUUACAUAAAUGGUGUUCUAAUAACCCUUCUAUUUUAAAUGGUAUCCCAAUUGAAUUACAACAUUUUGAUGAACGUGAGAUGAAUCAUGAUUUGAUAGUAAAAACAUUAGGGUUGUCAUUUGAUGUUAAAUUAGACAUGUUUAAAAUAUCAAGUCCCAAGGAAAGCAUCACUAAGGCUAACACUAAACGUAAAAUUUUGAGCUUUUUAUGUAAAUUUUAUGAUCCUCUAGGAUUGGUAGGCCCACUUUUUGUAUCUGCAAAAAUUAUAAUGCAAAGGUUGUGGUUAAAGAAAAUAGACUGGGAUGACAUUUUAAGUGAUGAGUUACUUGAAACAUGGGAGGAGUUCGUAGAGAAUCUAAGAAAAAUGGAACCAAUUAAUAUUCCAAGAUACUUGCAAUUGAAUUCCCAUGCUACUAGUGAGCUUGUAGGUUUUUGCGACGCUUCCAUGUUUGCAUACGGUGCAGUUGUGUAUAUAAGAACUGUAAAUGAAACUGUUACGUCAACUUUAUUGUGUUCUAAAUCGCGCAUAGCUCCGUUGAAUAAAAAACUAACAAUACCCAGGUUAGAGUUAAACAGUGCGCUGUUAUUAGCAAAUGUAAUUCAUAAAGUAUAUAGUGUAUUAAAGAAAAGGAUAAACAAGGUGUAUUUGUACUCUGACUCUAACAUAGUAUUAGCUUGGAUAAAAACAAACUCUGUUA
Photinus pyralis (common eastern firefly) is the source of this 3548-nucleotide messenger RNA. RefSeq lists its product as uncharacterized. NCBI's taxonomy places the organism in Eukaryota, Metazoa, Arthropoda, Insecta, Coleoptera, Lampyridae. The record is from RefSeq and is a predicted model, not a curated record. The transcript has 2 exons. Bases 235 to 1239 code for a protein of 334 amino acids.